CUAAAUUUAUUUCAGCAAGCGAACGAUUAGUUUGGAUUUUGGUUGGAUUAGUUCAAGUUUGGUCGCGACCGGUAUGACCUCGUAAGACUUUAUUUUUGUUUCCAGUGUUUUUGUAGUGUGUGAUUUGUGCAGAGUGCAAUGUACUCGAAGUUCAAAUAGGAUAUGGCUGAGCAGCACCGUGAACCUCCACCUGAGCUCGAGUUGGAACAGCAAAUUCAACUCAUCAAGAAACAGCAGCAAAUACAACACCAGAUCCUCCUGCAACAGUUCCAACGUGAGCAACAACACUUGGCUGAGCAGCAUGAGCAACAACUGCGCCAGCAUUUGGAGCAGUAUUGGGAGAGACAGAACCAGCUGAAGGAGCUGAGGCAACGUGAGCAGCUGGAGAUUCUGCGAAAGAAGGAAAAACAUGAAGAAAGUGCGGUGGCCAGUACGGAAGUUAAACAGAAGCUGCAAUCGUUUCUGCGACAGAGGGCUUCGGGGAUCAAGGGGUCCAGACCUGAGAACUCUUGUUGGUCGGAGGGUAUGGAUACUGGCUCCGAAACCUCAACAACAAACAACGAUUUUCCACUACGGAAAACAGCCUCCGAACCCAACCUGCUGAAGGUACGCUUAAAACAGCGUGUGAUGAAACGGAUGCCGCCCUCGCUCAAAAAAAGACUGCUCAGUUCGCGCUUGCCGCCUAGCGAGUCGCCGCCUCAGGAACCGCCCAAGGAGCUCAGCCCGCCUUGCGAGUCCGAAGAGUACCAAAGGCAUGCGCUGUUCAGCAGCCCGUCGAUGCCGAACAUUUCCCUGGCCGCCCACCACGUGCUCUCACCUGAUCUCUCCGAGGCCGCCGUAAGGGCAGCUUGUACCGCAAGGCUAGGUAUGCCUUUGACUGGUCAAAUGCUCCCCGGCACCUUACCUUUCUACCCUUCGCUGCCCGCUAUCGAAAGCGAGCACGAAGACCAACCCUUGGACACGAUUAGUGAGCUCCAGGAACCUCAAGUCAGGGGCGUCAUCAGACCGUUGGGUAGGACGCAAUCGUCCCCGUUGCCGCUGGGCCACCCGCUACUGGGAGGCCCGCCGCCUCCCGAUCUUCCCCCACCCCUACCGCCCCUACCACCCGCCGAAGAACAGGAGCAGAGAGAUAUGGAACUGAGAGCAAAUGAGUCUAGAAGUAUACGGCCGCUGUCCAGAGCGUUAAGUUCACCUGUAGUACACCUAGGACCCCCGGGAGAAGGCCCCACGUUGUCAAGGCGGAGAGCUUCAUCGGCGCCCACAACAGGUCUUGCUUACGACAACCAGAUGCUCAGGCACGCAUGCGUGUGCGGCAACAACGCCAUUCACCCCGAACACGCCGGAAGGUUACAAAGUAUUUGGUCCAGAUUACUCGAAACUGGAUUGGUCUCCAGAUGUGAUAAGUUAAGACCUCGAAAAGCGACGCCUCAAGAGCUGCAAACUUGUCAUUCAGAAUCUCACGUUCUAUUAUAUGGAACCAGUUCGUUAAAUAGACAUAAAACAGAUAUGAGUAAAUUGAGCUCCUUGCCGGUUACCGCAUUCGUCAGGCUUUCUUGUGGUGGAAUUGGGGUGGACUCGGAUACCACUUGGAAUGAUAUACAUACACCUCCCGCUGCAAGAAUGGCUGUAGGCUGCACCGUUGACUUGGCUGUUCGUACGUGGACGGGAGAUAUUAGGAACGGUUUUGCUAUUGUGAGACCGCCGGGCCAUCAUGCUGAGCCACAGCAAGCCAUGGGAUUUUGUUAUUUUAAUUCUAUAGCGAUAGCUGCAAGAAUUCUUCAACGGGAGCACCGUGUUCACAAGAUACUCAUAUUCGACUGGGACGUACACCACGGUAAUGGUACCCAAGAAAUAUUCUACGAUGAUCCCAGAGUCCUAGUCAUAUCCAUGCACCGACACGACGAUGGUAACUUUUUUCCCGGCACUGGUGGUGUAACGGAGUGCGGGACGGGAGCAGGGGUGGGAUUCAAUGUUAACAUCGCCUGGUCCGGUGGAUUGAACCCACCUCUUGGAGACGCUGAAUAUUUAGCUGCAUUUAGAAGUAUUGUCAUGCCAUUAGCAAGGGCGUUCGACCCGGACAUUGUCCUUGUUUCGUCAGGGUUUGACCUCACCGAAGGCCACCCCGAUCCCUUGGGAGGAUACAAAGUAUCGCCGGCAUGUUUUGGUUACAUGACACGCCAACUGAUGUCACUGGCUCGUGGACGAAUUAUUUUAGCCCUAGAAGGAGGUUACGAUCUGCCCUCGAUAUGUGACUCUGCCGAAGAAUGUGUCAGAGUUCUUCUUGGCGAUCAGCCUUCUCCCAUCAGUGCUAUGGAACUAUCUCGCAUUCCUUGCCACAACGCUAUACUGACAAUGCAAAAGGUCAUAGCAGUCCAUAGUCCCCGUUGGCCUUGUCUUCAAGAAGCCGCCAAGAGCGCCAUGUGUUCUUUCAACGACGCGAUUCGUAACGAGAAAGAAGACAAAGAUACCAUCAACGCCAUGGCAAGUCUAUCGAUGCAACACCCCGUAACGAGCAUGGUCGUAUCGCCCAUCGGCUACCUUCCCACCAGCAGUCCUCAAAACGUUAUUCGACCCAGCGCUUGAAACAGAACUUGCUAACGCUGUGUCGGAGGAGUUUUUCUUGAUUUGAACGAAAAUUUAGAGGCCGCUAUGUACUAUGCAGUUGUCCUACGGGGUUUUGGGACAGAAAAAGCGACGAAACGUCGCAGGACAUCGCGUAUAUUAAGGCAUUUGAUGUUUACUAAAUGUGAGAAGUUGGUGCAAUGAAUUUAUGUAAUUUCGAAAAUUCCUAGGAAAUUUGUUAAAAGUGGGGGAUGUUGAUGUUACACGUGCAAAAAUUGGUGUUUUAAGAUUAUAAAUGUCGAACUGUUUGGAAUUUUGACGCCACUGGGCAAAGCUUGGAAGUUUCGUACGGCCUAAGGCAAUACACAAGUUGUUGAAUAUUAUACAGGGCGUCCAUAAACUCUCCUAACAAACGAAGACCGGAGAUGUCUCAGAUAAUUUUAAGACAAUUUAAUCCAAUUCACCUAGUCCGAAAAUGCUUCCUUAAAAGACCUAGGUGUUUUUGAAGAUGGCGUCUUGUAAUUAGUUUUUUUAAAUACCUCCAGAACGCUUCUAUUUAGAAAAACGAAAACUGGUACACCUAUUUCUAUUCCAGAGAUAAAUCGAUUUUAUCAAUUGCGAAUUUCUAUUACCGAUCAUAGGCGUCCGUUUUGGGUAGGGCAACGUUUAUCGCAUAACUUUUUUGUAUUUAAUUUUUAAGCAUUUUUGACACUAGUUUAUUAAAUUAUGAAGUAUUCUAGGACUAAAAUUAACUUUUGUUUUAAGUCGGUAAAAUACACCGUUUUUUUGAAAAAAAUUUUCAAAUUAAAAAAACGAAAAAUUUUCAAAUAAAUUUUUCUAGAAAACGGUGUAUCCUACCGACUUAAAGCAAGAGUGCCUUUUAGUACUAGAAUAGCUCACAAUUUAAUAAUCCAGUGUCAAAAAUGCUUAACCUUCCGAUGACCAACCUUUUUUUGUUACAGGGAUGACCAACGGGGGUAAAAAAUGACAACAGGUCAAAAAUGACCUAGAAUGAAUGUUUUCAGCAUUUAAAUCUUCAUCUUACAAUACAUCCUCGUUUUCUGAUACUAUUUCAUCUUCUAUAUCAUCAUAAAAAUCGCUAGCAGUAACAAUUUCCUGUAACUCAGCAUCAGUAAGAUAUUUGCGGGCCAUAUCUUAUAUGUACACAAAAUACUAACAAACUAUAAUAACAUACGCCAGUAAAUAAUAAUAAUGACUAACUGUAGCACACAGGAAUGUCAUGAUUCGUACAUAACAGGUACCACAGUCUAAAAAUAGAUUUUUGCCAGAUUGCGGGCCAUAUCUUAUAUUUACACAAAAUACUAAGAAACUAUAAUAAUAUACGCCAGGAAAUAAUAAUAAUGACUAACUGUAGCAGACAGGAAUGUCAUGAUUCGUACAUAACAGGCACCACAGUCUAAAAAUAGAUUUUGAUAACGCGCAGUGUAAAACUACUUGGAAUUCCACAUAAUAGACGGUAUUUUAUUAAACAUAACUUCAGAAUAUAUUUUUUAUUCGUAAAAUAUAGGGUUUUUUAUUUCAAAAUAUGAGGAUAUCUAGAAUGAUAUUAAAGUCAAAUAAAAAAAUAAUGAGUUAAAAAUUGAAAAUACUUUUGAAUUUAUUAAAGAAAACUUACGCUGGGGUCCAAAUUUACCCCCCUUGGUCAUCCGAAGGUUAAAAGUUAAAAACAAAUAAGUUAUGCGAUAAAAUAACCGUUGUCCUACCCAAAACGGACGCCUAUGAUCGGUACUAGAAAUUCGCAAUUGAUGCAAUAGAUUUAUCUCUGGAAGAUAAAUAGGCGUACCAGUUUUCGUUUUUCUGAAUAAAAGCGUUCUGGAGGUAUUAAAAAGAACUAAUUACAAGACGCCAUCUUCAAAGAGGUAGCUGCCUUAGGAAGCAUUUUCGGACUAGGUGAAUUGGGUUAAUUGUCUUAAAAAAUUAUCUGAGGAAGCUCCUCUCUUUGUUUGUCAGGAGAGUUUCUAGACACCAUGUAUAUAAAUAUAAACAGAAUGAAAAUAAUAUAUGCAAAUUAAAUACUAGUCGGAAUUUGUAUUAUAUUCUCUUUGUAUACAGUCGCUCAAUAUUAUGAAAAUGUGUACUAUAGAGAUGUAAUGCAUUUUUAGGUCUGUAGUCAUAGGAAUCUAUGAUUGUUUUUUUUUAUAAUUAUUACCUUUAUAACUAUUUUGAUCCAUAUGAUAUCGAUCCAGCUGGAUUUUAAAACUAUAACGCUCUGAUGUAUUUGUUUGCGUCCAAUUUUAUGCCCAAAUUGCUCCUCUGCAUAAAUUUGUGUUAUUUACCAUUAAGCUUACACAAAUAUAGGGAUCACCCCCUCUGUGGCUCAGUGGUAAGAGCGCCCACCUUUAGACCUAAAGGUCGUGAGUUCGAAUCUCACCUGGGUGGAGAAUUUUUCAUUUAUUAAAAAUUAGUAUGUGAAAGCAGUUUCUAUUCUUAGAUAGCAGACGUUCGGAUACAAUUAGCGUCUUUUUGCAAAGACAAUGACCUCGACUUUGCUAAGUAACAAGACAUACACUACACUAGGUACCCGAUUGCAUAAAUACACUGUACCAUGCCAAUAGCCAUAAGUUGUCGAGGCAUUAAACAAAAUAAAAAAAAUAUAGGGAUCUACAGUUUAAUGCCUCAUGCCGAACGCCUCCACGUCAUAUUUUACGAAAAGCGGAAAACCUGGGAGAAACAUUUCAUGAUGCAUUAUGGGAUCAAACAAAUUUAGAAUAACUUUAAGGAAAUAUCAGCGACAAGAAGCUAAAUAUGUCGCUUCGUCUACAGAACUAAUACAAUCUAAGAAAUAGGCAACAAAUUAAGUCAGCAGAAAAUGCAUUACUUAAGUCAUACAGUAACGCUUAGAUUAUAUAAAAGGAAUAUGAACCGAUAAUAGUAAAAUCGUUUAUAAAAGGUAUAUAUUAAAAAUCCUUAAAAAGGGCUACAUCACAAUCACAUAACUAGUUUUCGAUUGGUUUACCAAUCAUCAUCAGUGCUUACUUAAAAUGAAUAAAACCUGGUAAAAUAAUGCAAAGAUUUUGAAAUUUUGACUACGGUUAAGAAAAGUUGUAGGUUAUACUUACGUGAAAUUUACAUGCUAACCACCAAAAUAUAAUUUUACAAAUAAUGGUUGAAAUUGCUAACUUAAGCAUGGAUGUUUAAAGUAUUUUACUAAUAUGCCCCAGGUAACAUCUGAGCUGUGGUUUGACUUGUUCACAUGGUGAAAGUAUGGCAGCAAGUGACAAUGAAAUGGAUAGAGAGUUCCGAACGAUGACAUGACAAAAAUGACAGUUCCACAGGGAGUUGAAAAAUUAACCUCUCAUAUUUAAAGACUAUGGUAUACAGCUAGUUAAAAUUAGAAAUGAUGUAACAACACACUCCAUUGUGAAAAAUAAUCAUUUAAAAUUCAGUAAACUAGAUGUUGUAGUUAAAAAUGCAUUCACGUAUAUUGUCAGUGGAGGUGGUUAGGCAAACCACAUUACACAAAUGUUUGUAUUCGAGAACUAAAGUCAGUAAUCAAAUCUUGUUGUCAAGAGACUUAAUAUUUAAAAAAAGCAAUUUUGUGUUGAUUUAAAGUUAUCGGCUGAGGUGUAAAAAUGUCUUAAAUAAUCUAGGGGAAAGUAUCAUUAAGAAAGCACAAGCUCAAACUUGGGCGACUAAUUCCUAAAGACCUCGCAGGCUGCCCGGAUCCCUAAGGGUCCAAAAACCAAAACCGUCAUAAGAUGAUGACAGUAGGGGCUGGUGGGUAUGAAAUGUCUGCGAUAAUAGUGUCUAAAAAGCUGAAGAACAGAAAAGCUGCAGGUAAAGACAGAACAAUUAACAACAUUAUAAAACACAAUAAAAUACCCAAAGAUUGGAGAACUAGCGAACUAAUUCUACUAUUCAAAAAAGGAGAUAACGCAAACAGAAAACUACAGAGGUAUAAACGUGUUAAAUACUACUCUAAAACUUACAACUAAAAUUUUACAAGAACUAAUGAAUUGGAGGAUAAGUUUAGCAGAUGAACAACAGAGUUUUCAUAGUGGAAGAACGUGUACUGAUGUAAUAUUCAUCAUAAAGCAAAUUACUGAGAAGUCGCUAAAGUAUAAUGUAUUCCUGUAAUGAAGCAUUUUUGUGCCUGAUUCACUUGAAGAAAGCAUUUGACAGAGCAAGACUAAAAGAUGUAACCCAUCUUCUGUAUAAUAGAGAAGUUCCCCUAGAUAUCAUAAAAACUAAUGAAAACAUCUAUCAAAACAACAUAGAACAGAUGGACAGCUUACAGAACCUACAGAUAUAAGCAUUGGAAUAAGACAAGGUGACUCAUUGAGCUUUAUGCCCUUCAGUGUAAUUAUGGAUGAAAUUAUCAAAAAGUGUCAACAAAGGCAUAGGAUAGAAUGGGGGGAAACAAAAAAUUAAAAAUACUCUGUUCGCGGACUACGCAAUAUUAAUAGCCCUUAAGAUGGUCUGCAAAGAUUAGACCACAGAUUUAACAUAAGAGCAAAAUAAUUUAAUAUGACAAUCUCAACUCGGAAAACUGAAACAGUACUAAUCAGCAAAGAACCUGUUACAAUAUACAACGUUAAAAGUAGAUAUUGCUCUAUAGUUAUACAUACUCUAUUUAAUGACAGUUUAGAAGUAGUAAUGAUAUGUUAAGAAAAUAAGAAAAUAUAAUGGCAGUCAUAUUCAAGUAAAAUGUUUUCCUAUUGUCCUGUAAUUGAGUGAAUUAUAAUCGUUGUUGGUCAUUUAGUCAGUUCACCUAACUCAAUUUAUAACAGGUUAUGGGCCCAGCUCACGUGGGAACUGUGAACAGGUGAAAAAAUAUGGCGACCAGCAAUAACGAUUAUAAAAUUCAAGUCGACAAACUUGAGGGUCCUGAAGACUGGGCAAAAUGGAAAUUGCACGUUUCGAUGUUAUUACGAGCGUAUGCACUUAAGACAUUGUGAACGGUAUGCGUAAGUAUCCCGAGGUUACUGAAAAUUCAACUUCAUUGGAAGUAGACAAGGAUCAACAAUGGUUAAAAGACGAUGCAAAAGCGGCAAGUUUGUUAGCAGGUACGCUAGGUAUGAUCAAAUGUAAAUUAGAAAUUUAUGUCAUCUAUAUUGAACAACUAAUGGAAUUAAAAUACCUUGGAAUUGCACUGUCCAACUAUGGAGACCUUCACAAAGAAGUGAGAGAUUAAGUAUAAAAAGCAAAUAGACUGGCAGGAUCCCUUAAUAACAGUAUAUGGCGAAACCGACAUAUUAACACUGAGAUGAAGUCAAGAAUUUAUAAAACCAGUGUAAGACCAAUAGUGACAUAUGCAUCAGAAACAAGACCCGAUACAGCCACAACACAAAGACUACUGGAGACGGCAGAGAUGAUAAUAACGAAAAGAAUUACAAGAAAUAAAACUAGAGAUCAAAAGAAGAGUGAGAACAGAAGAAAAUGUGACAAACAGUGUCUAAACAAAUGGACACUAAAUAAAAAAACAAUAACCACAUAAGCAGACGGAUGACCGCGCAAAAGAUGGAAUGUGAACUUUCCAUAGAGGUAUCAAUCCACCAAUGAACAAGCAGAGUUGCUUAUAACGAGCAAGAAGAAGAAGAAUAUAAUACUGUAUACCCAGAUAAUAGUAAGUUUAAAAAGAUAAUUUUGUGUAAUAUUGACAAGUUUUCCGAAAGGAAGAUAGCUCAUUUUAUAUUAUAUUGAAUUACAUAAAAACAUACUUUAUCGAUUUUUUGACUUCAACCAGUAACUCUAAUGGUAAAUAAUUGAAAUAUAUUUAUAAACUUGAUAUUUAUAAAUCAGAUUGACUAUUUUGGUCGAUCAAUUUGAAAGUAUUGCCAUACAGUAUAAAGAAACGCGUUUGCCCAGUGGCUCAGUUCGACGGUUGUUCAAUUACAAAGAUGAAGAUACUUUUUUAAAAUUUGUUGGAAUAUAUUGUUGUAAAAUUAUCAUUGAAACCACACAAACUAAAAACUCAACUAGUUUUAAACAAAUGCAGGAUGCUCUGAACUUCAACGCUUAAGCAGACGAUCUGUUAUAUCUGUCAAGAAUUCUUUUGCAAUUUCCAGCAAUAUUUUUUCCGUAAAUAUUCCAUAUAAAAAAAUACUAUCACAAAUAAACGUCUUGGGAAAAUACUGACUUAGGGGGGGGGGGGAGUAUGGUGUGAAAAUUUUGAAAUACAUAACUUCGAGAAUACUUUUUGAAAAUUUCAAAUUUAUCGGUGCAAAAUUACCGGAAAUACAGCGUGUUGAAUAUCCUUACCUUCGACUCACUUUUCAGCAGCUUCGCGCAAUCGAGCUUGAGCUUAGUGAGAAACGUUCAAUAGCUGUUCCCUUUUUCUUUUGUAAAUUACUCCGCGAUUCAAAAAUAUACGCCGGUUGCAUCACUUUCUGAUUUGACAGACAAAAUAGAAAUUAGAAAUAAAAGUUUUCAAAACUUUAAACGCGUUUUUCACAAAACUGCUUUUGUCAAAGGGGACAUUGUAACUCAAAAACUGCAUGACCGGUCCACCUGAAAUUUGCUAGAUUUACUUUGGACAUUUCCUGAGGUAACGCUGUCGAUCGUUAUUUUGAAUUUUGAAUGAUACCAAAAACUCAAAAACCAAAAAAACAGCGUUACCCCGAGAGACUCAUAAACUAAUAAAAUAUCUUUGAAUUUUUUGUUUCACGUGAUCCAAUGACGAGUUCUGAGGUCCACCGAAAAAACAGUUUUUUUUUGUGGUGUCUGUAAAAAUUUGCCACCGUUGGCUUAUUUUUCAAUAUAUUUUCUUGAAUUUUUUUGUUGAUUCUUGGAAUUGUACUGAAUAAGUUUAUUUAAUUUAAAAGUAAAAUAAUUGUACCAUAAUUUAAAAAAAAAUCACAAAAAUAUGCUUGAAAUAUUAAUUUCAAACCAUACCCCCCCCCCUAAAAUUUAAAAGCAGUAAGUUUUCUUAUUAUUUAUUAAAUCUAUUUAUAACAAAGACACGAGAUUACGGUCAUAUUAAAAAAAUCAAUCACUUUUAUAUAUUAUAUGCCCCUGAAGACGCCAAGGGAAUAAUCAAUCAAAAUUGUGAUAUAAAACAUAAAUAUUCCCUCAUAACUUAAAUAUGUGACACACAACGAAUAAAAUCAGUCAAUAUAAUAAAAACUUAGGCUUUAAAAAAAUAAUAUUUAUAAAAAUAUUUUUUUAAAUACAGUCGACUUCUAUUUUUGGAACUUUAUAGUAGCAUAUCGAAAUAUUAUUACAAGAUACACAAAUACGUAAUGUAACAAACAAUUUAUCACAAACCAUUAAAAAGUACCAGAUCUUUGCUAUUUCGUUGUAAUGUAUUUUUCUUUUUAGAGUUUUCUACUGACUUUAGAUUUUUUUAGAUUUACUGAGUAAUGUUCAUUAUUGACUCAGGUGUUGAUAACGUCUUGCUCGUCUUUCUUGUGCCGUCGGCUUAGAAUUUUUUUAUAUUUUCUAGCUAUGAGUGGCGAUCAAAAAUGCUCAACUUAACGUUAUCCUCUUGAUAGUGGAUACCCGUUUUUUUACUUGAGAGCUCUUCUUGUAUAAUGUUGUUGAGCCCAUACAUCUAUUUUUCUCAAAUUUUUCAAUCUAUUCAAACCUGUGCAGUUUCAAAAAUAUUUCCAGUUUAAAAAACAAAAAGUCCACAGGGUCUAGGUCUGGUCAAGAAGCAGGCUGGGAGAUGAAAGUCGUGUCAUUUUUGGUGCAGAAAUCGCAACGCAGAAGAAGCUGGUGUGUUCAAGCACCUCACUACAGUUCCCUUUUCACAUUCUCAUGCAAAUGUCUCAGCGUUUGACGAUAACUGUUUCACCUCUUGGAACGGAUUCGAAGGGCAAUACACCUUUCCAGUAAAUAAAUACAGUAAUCAAGGGUUUUGACCUUGUAUUUUACCUACUGUGUUUCUUUUGUGAUCUAAGAUCCUUAACUUCAAUUUAGACGAUUAGACCUGUGUUUCCAUAUCGUUUCAUGUUUGAUUUGGGACACAUUUUUUUGGCAUGAAUCAAAUGAAAUUUUGCAUUCAUUGAUUUUACCGCACGAUCUGUCAACAUGAUUUUUAUCUGUCGAAUCCGAAAGUAUUUAGCGUGGAUUGUCUACAGAACACUGCAAACACUCUUUACAACGUGACUCGCUUAAAUAUUUAUUUCCAAGCGCCUUCUGCAAUAUUCAAAAAGAUAUGUACACAUUUUAUCAUAUUUAAUGUGCUCUUCGUCUAAAUUCAUCUUGAAAAAUCGACACAAACACACCAACUUGUUCUACAAAAAAUAACGCUGCAAAAACAAAUCUACUAAACAGUGUUGCCAAUCGCACUGCAAUUCUUUACGGCGUUGCCAAGCAAUACAAAAAGUCCUGCAAUUUGAAAUAUUCCUCGUAUUAAAACCUAACACUAAACUUUUUUAUCUUGAAUAAUAUUUAAUUAUUAAUCUAAUACUUAAAUAUAGGUGUACUAGUAAUUGGAAAUUUAUGUAAAAUUCUUGACAGAAAUAACAAAUUUUUUUAUACAUAACCUUACAAACCUUCAAAAAGAUGAAAAUCUUUGUGUUCAAAUCAGCAAUUUCUUCAAGUAUUUAUUGUGUGUUUUUUAAAUUCCUAUAUCAGUUUAGAAACUAUCUAUCUAGCAGCUACACUUGCUUUCAACAGAAAGAAAAAAUCUAAAUAAUUAGAUUUGAAUCCAAUGAUAUAUUUAUCUUUUUGAAGAGUCUGAUUUCUCUUAUGUAGACUUAUGGGGUAUUACUUAUUAUUUGUUAUAUAUUACAAGCAGGUUCUAUGGAUUUAACAAUUUUAGAAGUUUAAAUGCAGAUGUUGAGGUCAACUUUAUUAUUAGGUACCAAUCCAGGAAAUGUAAAAUUGGAGAGAUGAUUUAGAUAAUUUUCAGGUUAAAGGUUUCUGGCAAAUGUUUUUUAAUUUUAUUGUUAACUGCACAACAAAUUUUGUCGACCAUUAUUAGAAGUAUCCUUUGAAAUUGAGAAUUACUUAAAUUACAAUCUUUUACUGAAAUAAUAUCUUAAUUAGGGAAAAUAAAAACUGUAUUGAACUUUCAAGGUUCAGAUGAAUAGAGAAAACAGAGCCGCAAGCUGCCUGAAUGAAACAAUAUAGAGAAAUAAAAAUAUCGAGAAAGAAAUUAAAGACAGAAUUUACAAAACAGUCAUCAGACCAAUAAAAAUAUACGCGACAGAGAAGCACAACCUGUUACAACGGCGACAAAAAAAUGUUAGAAACAGCAGAGAUGAAAACUCUUAGAAAAAUCGAUGGUAAGACACCCUGGAACAAAGGUAGAAGUACAUACAGGGUGAGUCAUGAGGAACUGUACAUAUUCCUACCUGGUAUGGAGGCCCCUAUGGGGAAUAACAAAUGGCCAUUAAAAAGUGUCUGCUCCCAUUGUUUAAUAAUAUACAGGGCGAGUUGUUAAUUUUUACAGAAAUUUGUAUUCGUCAUAAUUUUUGAACGGUAAGAUUGAUGUGUCUCUUAUUUUGGUCAAUUGUUACACUAUUACCACCCAAUCAACUGAUUUAUUCAAACUAGAAAAAAAAUCAGGUCCGGCUUUAAAAAAUUAGUUCGUUUUAGUCUUAGAAAAACUUUCACCCUGUAUAUGGUUUUUGAACACUCUAAUAAUAAUUUUGCAAAUUAGACAAAUAGGCAAUUAAAAGGUAAAGUGAACCAUAGAUUUAAAAAAAUUAACUUUUAUUACAAAAAUUAUUUUUUGAACAAAUAUUUAACUGAUUUUUUCAAACUAGAAAAAAAUCAGGUACGAAUUUAAAAAAUUAGUUCGUUUUGGUCUUAGAAAAAAUUUCACCCUGUAUAUGGUUUUUGAAAACUCUAAUAAGAAUUUUACAAAUUACACAAAUAGGCAAUUAAAAAGGCAUAUUUAUUUUCUCCACACGAUUACUUAUUUUUUUAUAACAAAAUUAAAUUUGACUAUGAAUUAAAAGUUUGGUGAAGUGAACCAUAGAUUAAAAAAAAUAUUUUUUUUUGCAAAAUCUAUUUUUUUAACAAAUAUUUAAUUUAUACAUAUUUAUUAAUACUUCCACAGCUUGUGCUAUACGUUGUAAAUAAUAAAACCCUUUUAGCUAAUUUCCAGAAUUUCAAAAGGAAGAGGUUGUCUUGAAUCAUACUAAAACAUCGCCCUGUAUAGUAUUUGUUUAGUGAUUCAUAGGUAGUGUCGUUUUUUUGAAUUCAUAGAGUUUUAUUUCAAAAGGCAAAAUACAGUAAAUUUAUUUUUUUAAAUUAACGAAAAGAAAAUACAUAUUAUGUAGAACAUUGAACAUAAACGGAUUUAUUUCCAUGUUUAAGUAAAUUUAACAAUAUGUAUGUGUGUACAACAAUUGUAUACAUAGAUACAUAAAAGAACUUAAGAAACAAAUAAAACAAUAAAACCAUUUUUUUGAGAUUUAUAGCAGAUUUUCGAAAUUAAAUCCAUCUUUGUCGGACCAUCAACUGUCUAACAGACCUCCUGCGAGUUAAGGGAUAAUUUCUAAUAAUGUUACAAGAAUCAAUAAUUUUAUCAAUUACUUAGUUCUUAGAAUAAUUGAAAUAAAAAUAAACAAUAUUUUAAAUGCAAGACUUUUCAAGCCAAAGUGUUCUUUUUCCUUUCUUCUAUAUUCGUCGUCUCUUGUGCUUAUAUAUUGUAAAAGCCGGAGAUACAGGAUGCAGCCAGAAAACAGUUUGUAUCAAAGUAGUAAACUUUGUAUCUAGGGCUUUUCGUCUUCCUCGCCUUACGAGAGAUGUCGCUGUUUUGCGUCUUAAAAGGUGGAAACAUUGCAUCGCGAUGUUUUCCCUUAAAUAGGCAGGAUUGUUGAUAUUUGUUUCAGAGUUGUGACUGAAUAGCUUCACCGAGGAUGCAUAGAUGCUGAAAUAGCUAUAUGGAGAUGGUGGUCCAACUCUGAAUCAAAUAAAAACAAAAACUGCCUUUAUCAUCUACUUAACUCUUGUCGCGUAUUGAUAUUUUCACGAUAAACCAUUUCUUUUAAUCGACCCCAUAGGGAGUAGUCGACAGGGUUAAAAUCAGGUGAUCUAGUUGGCCAUGCAUGAGGUCCUCCGCGUCCUAUCCAUCUGUUUCCAUAAGUUACAUGUAGAUGUUGACGAACAGCAACUGAGAAAUGUGGUGAUGCCCCAUCGUGCAUAAAGUACAUACCUAAAGUAGAUUCGGCAAACUAUUUUGUAAAAUAUGAUACCUAAUGCAAAAAAGUACAAACAGUGUAAGAAACACAAAUAAAUAAUAACGAAAAUGUCAAAUUAUCAUUUUUAUACACAUACAUAGUAUUAAUACAUGGUGAGAAGGUAGUGAUGCAAAAAACGACGGGAAAAAUAUCUCUUUUUGUUUUUGUUUAAUUUAGGUUUAUUUAUUUAGCUCCUUUUUGAAAAACAAAUAUUAUACAGGAUGAUGUUUUAGUAUUAUUCAGAACAACCUGUUCCUUUUAAAAUUCUGGAAAUUGGCUAAAAUGAUUGUAUUAUUUAAAACGUGUAGCACGAGCAGUGGAAGUAUUAUAAAUACAACUUAUAAAUUAAAUAUUUGUUCAAAAAAAAUUAAUUUUUGUAAUAAAAGUUAAUUUUUUUAAAUCUAUGGUCCACUUCACCAAACUUUUAAUUCAUAGUCAAAUUUGAUUUUUUUAUAAAAAAUUAAGUAAUCGUGUGGGGAAAAAAUAAAUAUGCCAUUUUAAUUACCUAUUUGUCUAAUUUGUAAAAUUCUUAUUAAAGUUUUCAAAAACCAUAUACAGGAUGAAAUUUUUUUCUAGUUUGAAUAAAUCAGUUGAUGGGCGGUAAUAAAAAUUAAUUUUUGUAAAAAGUUAAUUUUUUUAAAUCUAUGGUUCUUUUCACCAAACUUUUAAUUCAUAGUAAAAUUUGAUUUUUUUAUAAAAAAUUAAGUAAUUGUGUGGGGAACAAUAAAUAUGCCAUUUUAAUUGCCUAUUUGUCUAAUUUGCAAAACAAUCGUAUACAGGGUGAAAUAUUUUUUUCUAAGACCAAAACGAACUAAUUUUUUAAAGCCGGACCUGAUUUUUGAAGUUAUUCUUCUUUUGGCGCGGUUGAGAGUAAAAUUUCAUAAAUCUGCGCGCAUGCGCACACAGACAGUAUGGCGUUUAGUUGCUAAUCUUUCAAGAUAGGUAUGUAUGUAUAUUAUGUAUCAGCGCAAAUAAGUCAUUAAAAGAAUAUAAUUAAUGUUUUUAGUAAACUUAUUAUUUAUUAUAAUUUUUGGCUUUGUCUUUCUCUUUAGUAAGAUGAUAAAAUAUUAUGUAGGUAUAACAUUUUUAUAUGUCUAUUUGUCACCGUGUUGUGUAAUUAUAUCCGAAACUUACGUGUCAAUUCCAGUGGCUCGUUGGCGUAGUUGGUAGAGCGGUGGGUCAGAGAAUGGAAGCACACGGAAGGUCGCGGGUUCCAAUCCUGGACGAUUCAUAUUUUUUUUAAUUUUUGGUUGUUUUAAAAAAAAUUUUUUGAAAGUGGUAGAUAAGAAAGUUAGUUUAAUAUUUAAAUGAAAUACAAAUAACCUGUUAAGUAUAUUUACUUCGUUGAAAUUAUAUAAUAGAAGAAUAACUUCUUACGUGCGUACAAAGUACACACACAUUCUUUUUUUUCUAGUUUGAAUAAAUCAACUGAUUGGGUGGUAAUAGUGUAACUAUUGACCAAAAUAACACAUCGAUCUUACUGUUCAGCAAUUAUGACGAAUACAAAUUUCUGUAAAAAUUAACAACUCGCCCUGUAUAUUAUUAAACAAUGGGAACAGACACUUUUUAAUGGUCAUUUGUUAUUCCCCAUAGAGGCCUGCAUACGAGGUAGGAGUAUGUACAGUUCCUCAUGACUCACCCUGUAUAUACGACGGAGAUGUAAGGUGGAGAACAUUAAGAACAGGGUAAGAAAUAUAAGAGUAGAAUGGAACGACCGACAUAAACCGAAUGACAACAAAUAUAGUAGUAAAGAAAAUUUCCCAAUAGGAAGAUGAUCAGUGGGAAUACCACGAAAGCGAUGGAACGACAACUUACUGGAGGCACAUUGAAAAACAGACAGAGUCAUGUUGUAUAAGUGAACACUAGUAAAACGAUAAACUCAAGUUGGGUCCAAUUUUAUAUUCACUAAGAAAUUGCUCAAUAUUUAUAGGUACCUACUGAGGCAAAUUGUCAAAAAGCAGGUCUUUUAUACAUGUAUUGCGUUGUUUUUUUUGUGAAAAACCUCUUUAUGUUUCUCGUACAACCGAUUGAAACCAAAGACUUGCUAUCAAAUGAUUGCUAGCAAAAAAAGUAGUACAGUAGGCGGUACUGCAGAUUAGCUCGAAGCUUCAUACUGUUUUCUAUCUUCGUUGGGAAUAAGCCACAAUUUUAGUUUGAAAUUGAGUUUAUUUACCGUCUCGAAACGUCAAAGUCUACGAUUAUGAACAAUUUGGCAUAUAGUCUGGGCUGAUUAUCGGAGAAUAGGCCAUUUUUGGGAAAAGUUAUUUACCAGCAAUUUUAUUGCUGGAAUCGAAUUAUAAGAUCCUAUAUAUUAAUAAUAUAGGUAUGCAAAGUCCUCAGAUAGUGUGCUACUUUUUUUAUAAACAAAAUGGCGCACGAAAAUCGUGUUUUUUUCAACUAUUGCUCUAUAACUCCGAAGAUUUUAACUUUACAACAAAAACACCCAAAUAAAAAUUCACCGUGAUUAAAUUCUGCAUAGAGACACGUUUUUCCCGAUCUGCUCCGACGAAAAUUUUCCUCGGAAAAUGCGGGUUUUCCCAACAAAAUCUUUAAUUUUCAAAUAAAGUUUUAGAUAAGUAAUUAUCUACCAAUAAUUAAAUAAUUUGGUGACUUAAAAGCCUUUUUGGUUUAGAUUAUAGUUCCAGAAGCUGAUGAAAACUAAACGAAUAUUUUAGCAACAAUUCAAUUGUUAAUCAAUAAUUUACGGUCGCAAUAAUAACCAAAAUAAUUAUGAUACACUGAUCAAGCUUUGAAAUCUUAUAAAGAUGAGGUGCCUAUUUAACAUUUGGUCGACAAAAAAUGAAUUUUUUAUUUUUUUGCAUAAUCUUUAAAUGUUUAAAAAAAUAGUUAUAAACAAAUUAACGUUUCUCAGAAAGUUUUUAUUAUAUUAUAAUUUUAAAAAAUAGCUAAAAUGCGUAUUUCAAAUAUCUUGAAAAUGAAUGCUUUAAAACUUUUUUGCAACCAUUUGUAAAAAAGGUAUGAAACAGCAAAAUAAACGUACGAUUACUACUGUGUUUAUAAUUUUUUUUAAUUCUUUCAAAGCGUAGAAGUGAGUUUAAAGUACAAGCUAAUUAUUUACAAAAAAAUAUCGAUUAUCAGUUUAAUGGUUAUAUUUUAAUUAAAGAUUAUAAAUAUAUUUUUUUUGUAAUUUACACGCACGAAAGUAGAGUAACACAGUACUGUAGCUAAAAUUUUCGCUCGGAGCGACGACCGGCCGCGUGAUGUACACUUUUAAUAAAUAAUGCAUGCUGCGUGUCAGUCGCUUCGAGUGAACAUUUUAGCUCCGACUCUGUAUAAGGCCUACGUUUGCGCUAAAAAUUACAAAAAAAAAGUAUUUUUAAUCUUUGAUUAAAAUAUAACCAUUGCACUAACUUUUGACAUUCUUUGUGAGUAAUUAGGUUGUACUAUAGACUCACUUUUAAGCUUUGAAACAAUUAGAACAAAUGUUAAACAACGGAGAAUUCGUAUAUUUACUUUGCUGUUUCAUAACUUUUUUGCAAAUGGUUGGAAAAAUUUUUAAAGCAUUCAUUUUCAAGACCUAUUAAAUACGCAUUUUAAGUAUUUUUUAAAAUUAGAAUAUAAUAAACAAUUUCUGAGAAAUGUUAAUUUGUUUAUAACAAUUUUUUUUAAACAUUUAAAGAUUAUGCAAAAAAUGAAAAAUUUAUAUUUUGUCGACAAAAUAUUCAAUAGGCAUCACACCUUUAUAAUCUUUCUAAGUUUGAUCAAUGUCUCAUGAUUAUUUUGGUUGUUAUUGCGACUGUAAAUUGUUAAUUAACAAUUGAAUUGUUGCUAAAAUAUUCGUUUCAUUUUCACCGGCUUCUGAAUUUAUAAUCUAUAACAAGAAAGCUUUUAUUUCACCAAGCUAUAUAAUUAUUGAUAAGUAAUUACUGGCCCAAAAAAUUUAUUUGAAAAUUCGAGAUUUUGUUGGGAAACCCCACAUUUUUCGAGGAAAAUUUUCGUCGGAGCAAAUCGGGAAAAACAUGCCUCUAUGCAGAAUUAAAUUGGGGUGAAUUUUUAUUUGAGUGUUUUUGGCGCAAAGUUAAAAUCUUCGGAGUUAGAGCAAUAAUUGAAAAAAUACGAUUUGUCGGCGCCAUUUUGUUUAUAAAAAAAGUAGCACACUAUCUGCGGACUUUGUAUACCUAUAUUAUUAAUGUAUAGGAUCUUAUAAUUCGAUUCCAGCAAUAAAAUUGCUGGUAAAUAACCUCUCUUUGUACUUUACUAAUUAGACCAGCGUAUUAUAACUAUUUUUUUUUCAAAAUUUAAAGAAUAUGCAAAAAAAAGAAGAAUUUAUAUUUUGUCGAUAAAAUAUUAAAUAAGCAUCUCAUCUUUAUAAGUUUGAUCAAUGUAUCAUGAUUAUUUUGGUUAUAAGUAUAUUAUAAGUUUGAUCAAUGUAUCAUGAUUAUUUUGGUUAUUAUUGCGAUCGUAAUUUGUUAAUUAACAAUUGAAUUGUUGCUAAAAUAUUCGUUUAAUUUUCACCGGCUUCUGGAAUUACAAUCUAUACCAAGAAAGCUUUGUUGUCACUAAGUUAUUUAAUUAUUGAUUAAUAAUUACUUACCUAAAACUUUAUUUGAAAAUUAGAGUUUUUGUUAGGAAAACCCGCAUUUUCCGAGGAAAAUUUUCGUCGGAGCAAAUCGUGAAAAACAUAGCUCUAUGUAGAAUUUAAUUGCGGUGAAUUUUUAUUAAGGUGUUUUUGUUGUAAAGUUAAAAUCUUCGGAGUUAUAGAGCAAUAAAUGAAAAAAAUACGAUUUGUCGGCGCCAUUUUGUUUAUAUAAAAAAAGUAGCACACUCUUUGCGGACUUUGCAUACCUAAAUUAUUAAUAUAUAGGAUCUUAUAAUUCGAUUCCAGCAAUAAAAUUGCUGGUAAUUAAGUUUUCCAUGAAUUUUGCUAAUUAGCCCAGAGUAAUAUAAAUAAUAAGUAAAUCCCACAUCCCAGCAGUAAAUUUAAAAACCAUUUGAAAAUACAAUUGUGCAAUUGGUGUACUGUUUACUGUAGAUGUUUAGGUAUAUGUCAGAUUGUCUUAAGGUAUAAUUCUGAACAUGACCAAGAUUUAUUUAAAAAUAGGUAGAUUGUGGUUGUUUUCUACCUUAUCAACAUUUGUACCGCUUGAAACUUACAGAUCAAAAUUGUACCUUACAGAAUUGUUGUAUAUGUAUGUAAAUUGGUAUUUUGAGUCAUCCUGCAACUUUUAUGUAUUGUUUUAGGGCCAACAACCCCUAGUAUAUGUUGAGAUAAGGGUAACUGCCCUUUUUAAAAUUUUAUUCUAAUUGUAAAGAAAAAUUGGAGCGUUUUUGCACUUUGUUGUAGGGGAAAAAUUCAUAAUGUUUAUCGGACGUAUUACCACAGUUUUUGAGUAUUUGAGACGGAAUAUUAGCAAUUUUAUGACGAAGUGUCUUUGUAAAAAUAUUUUAAAUGUAACAUUUAAUAAAACAAUACGCAGAAACAAUUGAUAGAUCCGAAAAUCUAAAACUUCUAUCGGUGGAACCAAAAUCAAAUUAUUUCACGUAUGUAAUUUGCUUAGUAAAAGAGAGCAGACCGCAGGCCUCUCUGAAGAUUCGAAAAGGGUGAAACUCACGUAAGAGGAUGGUGGUUGCCUCUGAAACAGAAUGAAAUAUUAACUGUCUUUCAUUUUUAGUAACAUUUAAUGUCUAGUAGGCUAGACAUGGCCAUGACAAAAUGACCAGGUACUGACCACGGAGAGGUGAAUGACCAAUUUUAGACAUACUGUAUGUUUUUGACGGUGCUGAAAACGAAAAUGAGAUUUAUUUUGAAUUUCAUUUGGGGGAACAUUGUCAAAAUUCCCAAUUUUACCCUAAAAAUAAAAUCAUGUUUUUUGCGUUUACCUCGCUACAACUCUGUUCCAUUUUAAUAUUUUUUUCUGAAAUUUUUAGAGUAAAUAGCUCUAACAUUUCUGAAGACAACGGUACCGGUUUCAAGCUUUAAUUCUUAUUCUGAUAAAGGUUAUGAAUUUUUCAAAGGAAAAGGUGCGGAUUUGUGCAUUGCAAAGUUUAAUUGCAAAAGUUGAGUGACGAAAUUUAAAAUUUAGCCUUUUAAUCACGUUUAUCUUAAAAUAGAGAGUACAAAGAAGUUUUCUGGAAAAUUUUGAGAUCAAAAUGUUUUAUAGAAAAUAAAAAUAGUGCAACUUUUAUUAUCGACAUUAGAAAUCAUUUAUCAGGAUAAGAAUAAAAGCUUGAAACAGGUACCGUUGUCUUCAGAAAUGUUAGAGCUAUAUACUGUAAAAAUUUCAGAAAAAAAUAUUAAAAUGGAACAGAGUUGUAGCGAGAUAAACGCAAAAAACGUGAUUUUAUUUUUUUUUAUUUUUGGGGUAAAAUUGCGAUUUUGACAGUAUUCUCCCACAUGAAAUUCAAAAUAAACCCCAUUUUCGUUGUCAGCACCAUCAAAAACAUACAGUAUGACUAAAAUUGGCCAUUCACCCCUCCGUGGUCAGUAUCUCGAGAAAUAAGCGUUUUUUUGGGGGUGUUCAUUUGGGGGAGGUUGAAUACAUUUUUCGUCAUUUUGCCUAUGUUCUAAUAUUAGUGUGCUAUCUUUUCUCGGGUGAAGAACUUAAUACACAUGGUGCUGGAGUUAAAUAGUGUAGAGCAGUGAUUCCCGACCGGGGGGCGAUUUGAGAUUUUCAGGGGGGCGAUAUGGGGGGCAAUAAGGUGGGCGAUUAGGAUCUGGGAAAAGAGAAAUGGGUAAUAGAGAAGAAAAAACAAUACUUUCGAUCGGAUAUCCAUAGGAUAAUAAAAAGUAAUUAAAUGUACACCAAUGCAGGUAAUAAUAACACAAACAUCUCGUCUAGUAACAGAGGGCUAUGAAUCAUGAUACAAUUUAAUUAUAUAGGUAAGUAAUACAUUAUAAUUAAUUCUGCAUUUUCCUUUUAUCGAGCUUUCGUAUUGGGCGAACAUCCGCACAAAAGAGAAAGGGAUAGAGUGGGAUAAGAAUGAUGAGAGUAGGUACCGACCCUGCCGAUCUGACUCCAACAAAAAGUGUACGGCCAAAAUUGUGGUCGUUUUGUCAUCUAUCUAUCUUUUGCCCUUCAUUUGUCCAAAGUUGAACGUAGGCCUCCCCCUUAUUUUUCCAAUCUUCUUCGUUCAGUGCUAAUCCUGUCCAUCUGGUCCCAGCGUAUCUUUUUGGAUCAUCCGACCAUCUCAUCUGUGGUCUGCCCUUUCCUCUUUUACGGUCCCAAGGUCUCUAGUGGAUUGUCGCUUCAUUCCAUCUUCCGUCUUUUUGUCUGUUGUUUUAUCAUGUUUUUAACUAGAGAGUAGCUGCAUGUUUGUUUAGAUCUUUCACUUUGGUUUUAUUUCUGAUCCAUGUAUUUUUAUUUUUGUCACUUAUCUUGAUACCCAGAAUCUUUCUUUCCAUUGCCGUUUGAGUAUUGGCCAUUCUUUCCAUAUUUUCUUUCGUGAAGGUCCAUGUCUAUGCUUCAUAUGUAAAUAUUGGUCUUGUCAUAGAUGAGGUAAAUAAAAUUAAAGCAAAACCAAAGAAUGAUGGAAUAUUUCGUACACUCUGACACUGUGUAAAGAAAAUGAUGAGAUAUUUAAUACAUUGCUACUACAGUACUACAUACGGAAGUCCGCUGGCUUUCGAAAGGGAAUUGCUCACGGCGGUUCUGCAGUCUCAUGGAUACUAUUAUCGAAUUUCUGAUAACUACUGACCCCACACUGAGUACAGCACUACAAAAGAAGCGAAAUGACAUCGCUUAACUAUCAGAUAUUUCUGAAAAAUUAAAUGGAACGAAUCUGGAAUUACAAAGGAAGAACAUAAAUAUGACCAAAGCGAAGGGAGUAGUCGGAGCAUUCAUUGACAAACUAUCUAUUUUUAAAGAAAAUAUACAGAGAGGAGGUCUGACCAAAUUCCCCAGAAAUCAUCGUGUGGUUAUUCUGAGGAUCUUCAAACAUAUUGCCUCCACCUUGGAGGGGAUGUGAGGUACAUAGCUAUUAACCAACAUUGAGCCAGACAUAAAGAAAUUAUGUGAGUAUCACCAGGCCCAAGGGAGAAAUUAACAAUUAUUACUAACCAUGUUCACCAACACGUGGACAAAAUGCAAGAGGCACAAGAUCGAAAUAGAGGGAAAAUUAUGAGAGAGAUCUAUGUCCAGCAGUGGACAAGCGAAGAUUGAAUGAUGACUUACCAUGUAUCAUUUUACGAAAUGUAAAAAUAAAUCAAUAUUGUACUGAAUAAUUUUUUGUUUCAAUUUAAUUGGGGAGGGGGGCGAUUAUAGUAUUCACAACCGGUGAAACCUGUCUAAGGGGGCGAUCAUGGGAAAAAGGUUGGGAACCACUGGUGUAGAGUGUAGAGGAUCAACCUCUAUGAUUCGGUUUUCGGAAAGUGGUUUUUCUAUUGAAUUUCCAUGUUUGGUUUUUAACAAUCAAGUUAAAACCAAUUUGGUUUUAGGAAUCAAGGAAUUCCCAAGGAAUCUUUCUUGUUGGAGCUUUUACCACGCUGAGCAGAUGAGUUGUGAAUUAUUUAAAAUUCUCUCAUCUUAAUUUCCUCGGCAUCCUGUAUGAUUUAUAAAUUUUGAAAAUCUCAGAAGGUGUAACCAAAGAAAGUAUUCCACCUGUUGUCAAUCUGGUGGUAUGGAGACGAUAUUUAUUGUCGUUUUCUGUGCUACUUCGAUUGAUAACUUACUUUGUUAUUCGGUAGAUGGCCCUAGUUCAUCCGUGGCAUUUCUUUCUUUGCAAUUCGGAAAGGCCCAAAGUGUGGUACGUGGAAGAAUCUGAGAGAAGAGGAUAUGGGACUACUGAUGAGGGGUAAACAACCCCCGAAACCGGUAUAGACUCUUCCUGCAAUCUCAUAUUUGACCAUAGUAUUAUGCAGCUGCUGCAUUUUCGUGUUGCAAAGAAAUUGAGAAUGUUUAUACAUUUUUAAUUAUUUUUCAAAUCAAAAUGUCAAUUUUAAAAAUAAAAAGGAUUUCCGAUGCCGGGAAUCGAACCCGAGCCUCCUGAGUGAAGGCCAGGUACCUAGAGCCACUAGACCAUAUUGGAUGUGAUGCAUGGAGAUAAAUAUUUGACAUACAAGUUCUAGGAUUUUUUUCCAUCUACUUUCAUAUUAUUUUUUCUUGCUUAAAAGUCCCGGAGUCGCGCCAGCUGACACACAUUUUCGUUAUCAAACAAGUAUUAACCACCAAAAUAAAUUCAUAGAAUCCGUGCUAAAAUCACCAUAAAAAUUUGACACUACCUCCCAGAGUAAUAUAAUGACCUAAUUAUCUAUUUAAUGUAAAAUUUUGGAAUCGCAAUAAGCUAUUAUAUCUUCGGUGGUUCACCAACUCUAUAAAAUAAUAUUUUUUACAGCAGGAAAAUAUUUUUGCAAAGACAAUAAUUAGAAGCUCAAUUUUUUCGAAUGUUUGAUUUGCGAAAACUGUGAAGUAUGUCUCCGUAAUGCCACCGUUACACGGUCAAUAUUAUUGAUGCAAUAUUUUUUCAAUGAUAGAAUUGUCUCAAUAUAUUCCUUACACGUUCAAUAUAUUGAUCAAUAUCGAUAUUGCUUCAAUAAUAUUGACCGUGUAAAGGUGGCUUGAGUGCAAACGCUAUUCUUUCUGUCCAAUUUUUCUCUAAAUACGUUUUUGAAAAACUGAACAUUCCUGCAGUGGCUUUAAGCGACUGCCUCUUAUAAAAUAAGAUCAAAUUUAUCGUGUGUUUUAUUUUUGUUAAUAUAUUGAAAGUUUUUAAUAAAAUCAUUUAUUUACUUUUA
Diabrotica virgifera virgifera (western corn rootworm) is the source of this 23352-nucleotide messenger RNA. It is a transcript of the gene HDAC4, whose product is annotated as histone deacetylase 7. Gene Ontology annotation, biological process: chromatin organization; negative regulation of transcription by RNA polymerase II. Gene Ontology annotation, molecular function: histone deacetylase activity. The record is from RefSeq and is a predicted model, not a curated record. Gene Ontology annotation, cellular component: histone deacetylase complex. The transcript is spliced from 10 exons. NCBI's taxonomy places the organism in Eukaryota, Metazoa, Arthropoda, Insecta, Coleoptera, Chrysomelidae. The coding region runs from base 163 to 2583 and encodes 806 amino acids.